CUCUGCCAGAUGCUGGAACUGCAGGAUGCGUCGAGACAUCCUUCUCAGGAAUCGUUAACCGGUGCCGAUGCUGGUCAUUUACAUCCUGGUCACGCGUAUCACAAUGGUCAUCAUCGCCGUUCGCCGAGUUUAAGACAUAACGGAUCUCCAUUGGCCAGAUCUCCAAGUCCUAGACGGCGAGGCCAUCAAUACAUACAUCAUGAUAUUGGGUUCUCCGAUACCGUAUCUAAUGUUGUAGAGAUGGUCAAGGAGACCCGUCAUCCAAGGCACGGAUAUGGGCAUCCGCGUUAUCCAAGAG
This is a messenger RNA of Rhagoletis zephyria (snowberry fruit fly), 298 nucleotides long. RefSeq names its product voltage-dependent calcium channel type A subunit alpha-1-like. The record is from RefSeq and is a predicted model, not a curated record. NCBI's taxonomy places the organism in Eukaryota, Metazoa, Arthropoda, Insecta, Diptera, Tephritidae.